Messenger RNA from Columba livia (rock pigeon), 1228 nucleotides. RefSeq names its product interleukin 12A (gene IL12A). Gene Ontology annotation, cellular component: extracellular region. Gene Ontology annotation, molecular function: interleukin-12 receptor binding; growth factor activity. Bases 65 to 700 code for a protein of 211 amino acids. The record is from RefSeq and is a predicted model, not a curated record. The transcript has 5 exons. Gene Ontology annotation, biological process: immune response. NCBI's taxonomy places the organism in Eukaryota, Metazoa, Chordata, Aves, Columbiformes, Columbidae.
CCGCCGCCCCUAUAAGAGCCGCCGCGGCCCCGCCGGUCCCUGCAGCGUUCCCCGGGCAGCAGCGAUGGCACAGCGCGGUGACAGCGACACCGGCGGGCGGGCAGCGCCCCCUAGCGCCGCAACCCUGCCCUGGGCGCUGCUGCCCGCGCUCUGCCUGGCCCUGGCCUUGUCACCUCCCGUCCGGGCGAUGCCGCCGCCGUCCUCCCCCCUCGCCGAGAGGAUGAACCGCUCCCGGGAACUGCUGGCGGCCGCCAGCGCCUCCAUCCACCAGCUGAAGGAGCUCGGCACGCUGGGAUUUGAAUGUACCCUUGAAGAGGUCGAUCUAGAAGAUAUCACUAAGGAUAAGAUCAACACCAUAAAAUCUUGUAUAUCUCAGGAUCCAGAGACUGGAAACUGUCCAGCACUGGAAAGAUCUACUUUUGAUACGAGUAAAUGCCUGCAGGGCAUCUAUGAGGAUCUGAAUGCCUACAGGGCAGAGCUGAGGAACUUGGGUGAUCAAAAGGUUCUGACAGCUAUUGAUGAGAUGAUGACAGCGCUAAACCCCAGCGGCAGAAGCGCGGUCCAACCCCUGCCCGGUGCGGUCCCCACGUCCUUCCAGGAGAGGAUGCGGCUCUGCAGCAUCCUCCACGCCUUCCGAAUCCGCACCAUCACCAUCGGCAGGAUGAUGAGCUACCUGACCUCGCCGGAGAGCUCCCUCUAAGUGCCCGGCCCUCCAGCACUUGGGGUAUAGAUUUGACCUAAAGCAAUUUUUGGAGAAAAAAACAGUAGAGUCAAUACCCCGCAAGGUGGUUGGGGGCUUUUUAGGAACCGAGCGCAUAAUACUUCACAGUUUCUUACAAAUCAGGUCUUAGUGAGCUGUUGUCAGUGUGUUUUAAGCUGUCAUGAUACACUUCUAGAUCUCUAGAAAAUAAGCUACGUUGCGGUACCAAAAUGUUCUCAAACCGCCAAACACUCAACUGUGUCUUACCCACCUUAUUUAUUCAGCUGUAAUUUUCAGAAAUUGAAACAUAUUUAUAAUAAUCGAUUUAUUUAUGAUGGUAUGCCUUAUUUAUUCUAUUUAUUGCCUAAUAAAGUUUGCAUUAAAAAAAAAUGGUGACUUUUUUUUCUUCCUUGAGAUAUUACAUGAAUCAAUAAUAUAAUGUCAUAUCCAUCAUACUUUUAAAAUGCCGUGAAUGUUGCUGGCAGGUAAAACUAUAUCAUAGUAACAUUCAGCACUGAUAUAAUAUUU